CCUUGAAAAUGUUAUAAGGCACCAAGUCACCUGCUAAGCGACUGAGUGAAGAAUGAGGAUUGAGGUCGAUCGAGGAAGAUUGCAAAAUCUUGAAAUGAAGUCUCUUGUGUUUCUUCCUUCUUCCUUUCACGUGUGUUUGUCAACCAAACUGAGUACUAAGGUUUGUCGGUCAAACUGGUUCCCACAAACAACCUCAAUUAUUAUUAUACAAUAAAGAAAAAAUCAUAAAUUGAUUAAUAAAUCACAAAAAGGUUGAAAUUGAAGAAAAGAAAGAGUAGUGUUUGGUUGAGUCUGCGGUUGCAUAUAAAAACAGAAUCUUUUUUCAAGAGACUAGAGCUUCAAAUUUCUGGAAGAUUAUGGAGCUUUGUUUGAGCUUAGGAGGUCAUGAGGAACCUGCAGAGCGAUCAGAUCAGAACACCACCACCACCACUAAAACGACAGAGUUUUGCAUGAGCUUAUCAAUCGGUCCAAGCUGUGCUGCUGGUACUACUAGUACUCCUCAUCGUCCUCCAAGACAUGAAGCAGCUGCAGCAGAUAAAAAACAAGAUGAUGAUGAUGGUGAUCAUAUUCAUGUAGAUGAUCGUGUACCACUUCAACUUGAUCUUCUCCUUUGGCCUACUUCUCCUUGUAAUCGGAUUCAAAACGCUGGUGUGCUGUCCAUGAACGUGAUCAACAGAGUUGAGGAAGUGGUGGCUGCUGCGUCGUCAACGCACACGAACAGUGGUUCGUCGUCGUUUCAGAUCAUGGAUAUCGGCAGUAAUAAUCACAGCAAGGGCAGUGCAGGUGAUGAUCUGAAUAAUAAUUACCACAACGUCUACAACUACAAGAGGAGGGCUCACUCUGCAGAAGCAGGAGAUGAUGAGGGAGAAAGGGCAUCUAAUUCCAGGGUGGGCAGCGAUGAGGAGGAGGACGACAUUAUCAAUGGUAACACUAACACCUCUAGAAAGAAGCUCAGGCUCUCCAAGGAACAAUCUGCUUUUCUUGAAGAAAGUUUCAAAGAACACCAUACUCUCAAUCCUAAGCAAAAGCUGGCACUGGCGAAACAGCUUAGUCUUCGUCCAAGACAAGUUGAAGUUUGGUUUCAGAAUAAAAGAGCAAGGACAAAGUUGAAGCAAACGGAGGUUGACUGUGAGUUCCUGAAGAGAUGUUGUGAGACACUGACGGAAGAGAACAGAAGGCUAAACAAAGAGCUACAAGAGUUGAGGGCUUUGAAGGCUACUCAUCACUCAAACCCAUUCUCCAUGCAAUCACCAGCCACCACCCUCACCAUGUGUCCUUCCUGCGAGCGCACAGCCACCACCGCUAACCCCGCCAGCAAAACCACCAACAAUACUAAUAACAAUAAUAAUAAUAAAGUUGAGUCAACUAGUGCUACAAAAGUCCAAGCAGCUAAAUUCCCUCCCAAAAGACCCAGCUUCUAUCCAUUUUUUCAACCCAAAUCCCACCCCUCUUCCGCAGCUUCAUGAAUACUACCAAAGCUUCCUUCCAAAUAGGAUUACAUUUAUUUGGUGGGCAUGUACAUUACAUAUAUACGUAUAGAAAGAAAAAAUAAGCAUUAGGAAAGUAAACGGUUCAUAGUUUUCUUUCUGGGGGUUUGUUCUGUUUCAUUCAGGUUAUGCCUUGAUGGGAUUUAUAGAAUUGGGUUUCUUUUUUUCCUUUAUUUUCUCCCUCUUUUCCCCUUUCUGAAGCCCCAACAGUUUAUUUGUUUUCCACUUUUCUAUUGAUAGAGAAAUAGAAUUAAGAAGGAAACAUAGUUAAGAAAUUCAAGAAAUUACGAAAAAGUCGGGGUGUGUAUUAUAUAAUAAACAAGAGUUGUUGGAUUUUGAUUUGUCAAGCAUGCAUGCUUUGAAAGGUUAUCUUU
This is a messenger RNA of Pyrus x bretschneideri (Chinese white pear), 1861 nucleotides long. RefSeq names its product homeobox-leucine zipper protein HOX11. Gene Ontology annotation, biological process: regulation of DNA-templated transcription. The record is from RefSeq and is a predicted model, not a curated record. The transcript is spliced from 4 exons. NCBI's taxonomy places the organism in Eukaryota, Viridiplantae, Streptophyta, Magnoliopsida, Rosales, Rosaceae. Bases 357 to 1466 code for a protein of 369 amino acids. Gene Ontology annotation, molecular function: sequence-specific DNA binding; DNA-binding transcription factor activity, RNA polymerase II-specific.